Lodderomyces pseudojiufengensis is the source of this 5787-nucleotide messenger RNA. It is a transcript of the gene MYO1, whose product is annotated as myosin 1. Gene Ontology annotation, molecular function: actin filament binding; microfilament motor activity; ATP binding. The record is from RefSeq and is a predicted model, not a curated record. The coding region runs from base 1 to 5787 and encodes 1928 amino acids. Lineage: Eukaryota; Fungi; Ascomycota; Pichiomycetes; Serinales; Debaryomycetaceae. Gene Ontology annotation, biological process: vesicle transport along actin filament; actin filament organization. Gene Ontology annotation, cellular component: cytoplasm; actin cytoskeleton; vesicle. The transcript has a single exon.
AUGACAACAUCAAAAUCAGAAGAUGAAGAUAUCAUAUAUAAAAAUUGGGUAUGGGUACCGAAUGAUCAAGAUUUGUUUACAAAAGGGUAUAUAACAGAUUAUUUAGAAGAUGGGAAAUGUAAAGUAAAUAUAGUUUCAUCCUCAACACCAAAUUCAUCAACAACUCAAUCAACAAUUGUAAUUGAACAAUCUAAAUUAGAAAAUUGUAAUCCUUCAAAAUUUGAUAAAUGUAAUGAUAUGGCAGAAUUAACUCAUUUAAAUGAACCAAGUGUUGUUUAUAAUUUAUAUUUAAGAUAUUUAAAUGAUUUAAUUUAUACUUAUUCUGGAUUAUUUUUAGUUGCAAUAAAUCCUUAUAAACUGUUACCAAUAUAUAAUGAAACAAUAUUAAAACAAUAUAAUAAUAGCUCACUAAAUUCAAAAAAACUAACCAAGAAUCAACAAUUACCUCCUCAUAUAUUUGCUAUAGCUGAAAAUACUUUACAAAACUUAUUAAGUAAUAAAAAAGAUCAAAGUAUAUUAGUUACAGGAGAAUCUGGUGCAGGUAAAACUGAGAAUACCAAAAAAGUUAUUCAGUAUCUAUCAUCAAUUGUAUCAUUAAAUAAUCAAUCUAAUAAUAACAACAGCAGCAGUCAACAUCAUCACCAAGAUAUAGAUGAUAAAAUAUUACAAGCUAAUCCUAUAUUAGAAAGUUUUGGAAAUGCAAAAACCAUAAAAAACAAUAAUUCUUCAAGAUUUGGGAAAUUUAUAAAAAUAUAUUUUAAUGAAAUUGGAGAAUUAACAGGUGCAAAUAUAGAUUAUUAUCUUUUAGAAAAGUCAAGAGUUGUAAAUCAAUCAAAAAAUGAAAGAAAUUAUCAUAUUUUUUAUCAUUUUUUAAAAGGUUAUGAGAAUUUAACAAGUUUAGGAUUAAAUAAAGAUUUAAAAACAUAUCUGUAUUUAAAUGGAACAAAUGAUAUAGAAAAUAUUAAUGAUUUUAAAGAAUUUAAUUUAUUAGUUGAAGCUUUUAAAAUUGUUGGAUUUAAUUCUAAUGAGAUUCAAUUGAUAUAUGAAAUAUUAGCUGUUAUUUUACAUUUGGGUAAUUUAAAAUUUAAUUCUCAUACUGCAGAACAAGCAAGUUUUACAAAAGAUUCACCUAUAGAAAAAAUAGCUAAUUUAUUAGGUAUAAAAACUUCAAUUUUACUGGAAAAUUUAUUAAAACCAAAAGUUAAAGCUGGGAAAGAAUUUAUAACAAAAUCUAAAAAAUCAAAUGAAGUUAAAUUUUCAAUUGAUGCUUUUGCAAAAUAUUUAUAUGAGAAACUUUUCCAAUUUAUAAUAAAUAAAAUAAAUAAAAAUUUAAAUAUUAAUGAUUCAACAACAAAUACAAAUGACAAUUUCAUUGGAGUAUUAGAUAUUGCAGGAUUUGAAAUAUUUGAAAAAAAUUCAUUUGAACAAUUAUGUAUAAAUUAUACAAAUGAAAAAUUACAACAAUUUUUUAAUCAUCAUUCAUUUAUAUUAGAACAAAGUGAAUAUUUAAGAGAAAAUAUUCAAUGGGAAUUUAUUGAUUUUGGUAAAGAUUUACAACCUACAAUUGAUUUAAUUGAAACAAGAUCUCCAAUGGGUAUAUUAAAAUUAUUAGAUGAAGAAUGUAUGAUGCCAAAAUCGUCAGAUAAAGAAUUUAUGCUUAAAUUAAGUUUAAAUUUUAAUGGUAAAAAUGCAAAUAAUAAACAUAAAAAAUUUCUUGAAAAUAAAUAUAAAAAUGGGUUUAUUAUAAAACAUUAUGCUGGUGAAGUUGAAUAUAAUGUUGAUAAUUGGUUACAAAAAAAUACUGAUCCAAUAAAUGAAAAUUUAAUUCAAUUAUUAUCUACAUCUUCGAAUCAAGAUAUAGUUGAUAAUUUUAUACCGAAUGAUUCAUCAUCUACUACUACUAAUGGUACUUCACAAAAAUUAAAAACUGCAUCUCAAAAACAUAAAGAUCAAUUGAAAAAUUUAAUGGAUCAAUUAGAAUCAACAGAACCUCAUUUUGUAAGAUGUAUAUUACCAAAUUUGGAUAAAAAAUUUCAAAAAUUUGAUAAAAAUUUAGUAUUGAAUCAAUUAAGAUGUAAUGGGGUUUUAGAAGGUAUAAGAAUUACAAGAGCAGGGUAUCCAAAUAAAUUAAUAUUUCAAGAAUUUAAUUUUAGAUAUUCAAUAAUUUAUGAUAAAUUUCAAUUUACAAAAAAUGAAAAAACUAAUGUUGAAUUAAUUUUAAAAGAAAGUGGAUUAAAUCAAGAAACUUAUAAGAUUGGAUUAACUAAAAUUUUUUUUAAAAAUGGUAUAUUAGGUAAAUUAGAAGCAAUGAGAGAUUUAAAAUUAAAACAUACUUUAACUCAAUUACAAAAAGUUAUAAGAGGUAAUCUUAUAAGAAAAGAUAUACUAUCCAAAAUUAAAAAAUUACAAUCAAGUCAAAUUAUUGCUAAAACAAUGCAAACAAUUGAAAAUUCUCAAAAAAAUCCUUGGAUUCAAUUAUUUUAUAAUUUAAAACCUUUACUUGAAGAUUCAAUAAAAGUAUAUGAUUCAAAAGAAAUUCAAGAUAAUUUAAAUCAAAUGACUUUAAAAUUUAAAGAAUCUGAAAAUUCAAAAAAUGGUUUGUCAAAAGAUAAUGAAAACUUAAAAUCUAUAAUCAAAAAUUUAGAGGAUGAUAUAAUAUCAAAUAAUCAAAUUAUAAAAGAUAAAGAUAAUCAAUUAAUUAAAUUUAGAAAUGAUGAAUCAAAAUCUUUAAAAAUUAUUAGUGAAUUAGAAUCAAAAAUUAAAUCUCUCAAGGAAACUAAUCAAUCUUUAACAAAAGAAUCAUCUAUGUUAACUAAUAGAUUAAAAGAAUUACAUGAUAAACAUGAGACUAAAUCUAAUGAAUUAGAAUUAAAUUUGAAGAAUUAUAAUGAUGUUCAAAGCGAAUUAAAAUCUUUACAAAAUCAAUAUGAGGAAUUUAAAUCGAAUAAUAAUGAUGAGAAAUUAAUGUUGAAAGAGUUACAAACAAAGCAUGAAAAGACUAUAGUUGAUCAUGAUGAGAAAGUAGUUAGUUUACAAAAUUUAAUUGAAUCUUUGAAAGAAAACAUUUCUUCUCGUGACAAUACCAUUAAUGAAUUAAAUAAGAAAUUAAACUCAAAUGAUAAAUCAUUAAAAGAUGAUAAAUCAAAACAAGUUUUAGAAAUUGAUAAUUUUAAAAAUUCAAUAUCACAAUUAAAUCAAGAUAAAUCUAAACAAUUAGAAGAAAUAGAAUUACUUAAAUCACAGAUUAAAUCUAAUGAUCUUAAAAAAUCAAAAUAUGAAGAUAAGAUAGAAGAAGCAAAAGAAAAAGUUUCAACAUUAAAAGCUAAAGUAGAUACAAAAACUAAUGAAAUAAAUCAAUACAAAAAAGAAAUUAAAGAACUUAAAUCUCAAUUAAUUUCAACUGAAGCACAACUUCAAAAAUAUAAAGAGAAAGAAUUUGAAAUAUCCGAAAUCAAAUCUAAUGAAACAAAACAUCUUAAAGAAUUGGAGACUUUACAAAACAAAUAUUCUCAAAUUAUAUCUGAUCAUAAUCAAUUAAAUAAUGAAUUUACUAAAAUCAAAUCAGAAUUAGAACGAUCUCAAAAGGCUAAAAAUGAAUAUACUUCAACUAUAACAAAAUUAAAUAAUCAAAUUUCAGAUCUUCAAGAAGCUUAUAGAAAUAUUGAAUCAGAAAAAGAAAAUUUACAACCAAAUCCUCAAUUUAUGGAUGAAUAUACUCAUAUGAAAUUAAAAUUAAAUGAACAAAAUGCUUUAUUAAGAAAAGAAAAAUUUGAAAAUAAAAAAUUAAUUGAAGAAUUACAAUUAAUUAAAGAAAGAGUAAUGAAUGGUUCAUUAUUAAGUAAUGAUAUAACUCCCAAGAGAAGAUCAUUAGCUAUAGGAGAAAGAAUAAAUCUGAAUAUAAAUACAUUAAAUAAAGAAAUUAAUGAUUUAAAAUUAAAAUUACAACAAGAACAAGCAAAUUAUCAAAGAGCUGAAAAUUAUGCUAUAGAAUUACAAAAGAAAUUAAAUAAAUUAGAAUCAUCAAGAGGUUUAAAUAAUUCAUCAGCAGGUAAUUUAGAUUAUGAAAAGAAGAUUAAAGAUUAUCAGAACCGAAUUAAUCAAUUAGAAAAUAAAAUUGAAGGAUUAAUAUCUAUUGACUCAUUAAGUGAAAGUAGUUCAUCAUCAUCUCCAAAUACAUCAUUAACAAGAAGUGAAAGUUUAGGUGGUAAUUCAUUAUCUUUCCGUGGAGUAAAUCAAGAUUUUAUUCAAAUUUAUCAAGAUAUGAAUAAAACUUUAAGAUCAACAAGAAAUGAAUUAAGUAAUUGUAAAUCAGAAAUUUUAAGAUUAAAAUCAUUAUUAAGAGAAUCAGAAGAUGAAUUAUAUUUAGUAAAACAAUCAAAAUUUAAAAGUUCAAUGAAAGAUUAUGAACAAAAUUUAGCUAAUUUAAAAGUAAAAUAUGAUAAUUUAAAUUCAAGAAAUCAAGAUUUAAUCCAAGGUUUAGAUUUAUAUAGAAAAAGAUCUGAUGAAUAUUUUAAAAAAUUAGAAUUAGCUGAAUCAGCAAUAAUUAUAUCAAAAAGACAAGAAGAUCAAGCAAUAAAAGAAAUGAAUGAAUUAAGAAGUCAAUUAAGAUUAUCAAAAGAAGAAGCAAGAACUUCACAAAUUAUGUUAAAAGAUUCAAGAAAUAAAAUUGAAAAUUUAGAACAUACAAUUCAAUUAAAUAAUUCCAAGAUUGAAGAUUCUUCCAAGGAAAUUAAUGAAUUAAAAGAUAAAUUAUCAUAUCAUAUCAAGAAUUAUGAAAAUAAAGAAUCUAUUGAAAAUUUGAAAGAUGAAAUUAGAAAUUUACAUAAAGAUCUUAAUUUUAAAACAUCAAAUGAAACAAUAUUAAUAAAAGAAAAUAAACAAUUGACAUUAGAUUUAGAAGAAUUACAAUUGGUGAAAAAAAAUUUGACUAAUGAAUUAGAAGAAUCUGUGUUAAAAGAAGAAGAAUUAGAGAAUAAAGUUGUUGAAUUAACUGAUAAAUUAAGAAUAUUGGAAGAUUCAAAAAUUUUAGAUGAAAGAAAAAUAACAUCAUUGAAUAAACAAAUCACAGGUUUAAAAGAAUUAAUACAAGAAAUAAAUGAAGAAAAAAAUAAAUUAUUUGAUACAAAUGCCAAACUAGAAGAAGAAAAAAACCACUUAAAUCAUAUUCUUGAAAAUAAACAAACAGAAAUUGAACAAAAUCAAUCAGAAAUUUCAUUUUUAAAAUUACAUUUAAAUAAUCAAAAACAAGAUCAAGAAAAUUUAACAAAAGAAUUAAAUCAAUCAAAAUUAUUAUCAAGUUCAGAAUAUAAAGAUCAACAAAAAUUUAGAAAUGAGUUAUUAAUAUCAAAUGAAGAAAAUUAUUCAUUGAAAAAAACAAAUGAAGAAUUGGUUAAAAAGAAUCAUGAAUUAGAAGAAAAAUUAUAUAGUAAUGAACAAAUAAAAUAUCUUGAAGAUAAAAUUAAAAAUUUAACUAAAAAUUUAGAUUUAACAAUUCAAGAAAAACAUGAAUCAAAUAAAAUUAUAAAAAAUUUAGAAAGAUCAAACAAGACAUUAAAAACUCAAUAUCAAAAUGAAUCAAAAUUAAGUAAAAAAUAUAAUGAUGAAAAUUUUAAUUAUCAAAAUAAAAUUAAUCAUUUAAAAACCUCGCUUGAUUCUUUAUAUCAAGAAAAUUUAGAAAAAGAUUUAAAUUUAAAAAAUUUUGAAAUUGAAAAAAAUCAAUUGAAUGAAAAUUAUUUAAUUUUACAAAAAGAAGUUUUAGAAUUAAGAGAAAGAUUAAAUAUUAUAUGA